AUGGGUAGCAAGAUGCCACCGUUUGAUGGAAAGCAACAACACCUACUGCACGAGCCAUUUGCGACUGAAACUGACCUGCCACCAAUCGACAACUACAGCCCUCGAAGAUAUCAACCAAAACACGCCUUUAAGCGAGUAAUUCCCGUCUGCCUCACGCUCCUAGCAAUAUUCUACCUCCUCCCGACCACUUUCGUCUGCCAUCAUCACAAUGACCCCGCUCUAUCCUCGAGGCCGGUCGCAGUCGAAGAAAAAGUACCACUCGAGAUACAUGUCAUGUCGAAAUGUCCAGACGCGAGGGAUUGUUUGCGCGAAUUGAUAGUGCCGACAAUGGUGAAAGUCUCGGAGAAGGUGAACUUAACGAUGUCAUUCAUUGGAAGCAUUGACCCCAACUCCGAUGCCGUCUCGUGCAAGCAUGGCCCCGGCGAGUGCCUCGGCAACAUCAUCCUCCUCUGCGCUGCCAAAGUCUACCCCGACGUGAAGCUAUGGCUUGGAUAUGCCAAUUGUUUGAUCUCCGACUAUCCCGACAUCCCGAAGCGAGAUCUGGUGGAAAGCUGUGCAAUGGAACAUGCCCUUGACUUCCAGAAACUCAAUUCGUGUAUCAGUGAUGAAGGAGAAGGCAUCGACUUGCUCCGAGCCAGCAUUGAAAGAAGCCAGGAGAACAACGUCACAAAGAGCUGUACAGUCAGACUUGCAGGCGAAAUCCGUUGUAUUCGUGACGGCGGAGAGUGGUAUGACUGUCCCGGCGGCAGCUCUGUUGACGAUCUGGUGGGGGAUAUCAACAAACUGUACAGUGCCAGCCUUUUAAGACCGCUAUCCUAG
Messenger RNA from Cladophialophora carrionii CBS 160.54, 819 nucleotides. RefSeq lists its product as uncharacterized. Bases 1 to 819 code for a protein of 272 amino acids. Gene Ontology annotation, molecular function: oxidoreductase activity, acting on a sulfur group of donors, disulfide as acceptor. NCBI's taxonomy places the organism in Eukaryota, Fungi, Ascomycota, Eurotiomycetes, Chaetothyriales, Herpotrichiellaceae. The transcript is spliced from 2 exons. The record is from RefSeq and is a predicted model, not a curated record.